GUCUGCUACUCACUGCCUUUCCUCACCUCAUAGUCGAGAACAGAGGAACGGAAUGGAUACGGAAGGGAGCCAAAGCAGCCUGUCCUCGGUGGACAACUCCCCCCACGACCCUUGCAAAAUGUUCAUCGGGGGUCUCAGUUGGCAGACAACACAAGAGGGUUUGAAUGAAUACUUCUGUAAAUUCGGCGAGGUGAAGGAGUGUAUGGUGAUGCGAGAUCCAGUUACGAAGAGAUCAAGGGGAUUCGGGUUUGUCACAUACAUAGACCAAGCUGGUGUGGAUAAAGUUUUGGCGCAAAACAGACAUGAGCUGGAUUCUAAAACAAUUGAUCCCAAGGUAGCGUUUCCUCGUAGAGCCCAGCCCAAGCUGGUGACCAGGACAAAGAAGAUAUUUGUGGGAGGUCUCUCUGUGAACACAACCAUCGAAGACGUCAAGCAGUACUUUGACCAGUUUGGAAAGGUUGAUGAUGCCAUGCUCAUGUUCGACAAAACCACCAACAGACACAGAGGUUUCGGCUUUGUGACCUUUGAGAAUGAAGACAUGGUGGAAAAAGUGUGUGAGAUCCACUUCCACGAAAUCAACAACAAAAUGGUGGAGUGCAAGAAAGCCCAGCCCAAGGAAGUGAUGUCACCGACGGGUACGGCUCGAGGUCGUGCCAGGAUUAUGCCCUACGGCGUGGACGCUUUCAUGCUGGGGAUCGGAAUGCUGAGCUACCCAGGCUUCCAAGCAGCUACGUACGCUAGCCGCAGCUACCCUGGCAUCGCUCCUGGAUACACCUACCAGUUCCCUGAAUUCCAUUUAGAGAGGACCCCCCUUCUGACAUCACCCCACCCCUCUGAGCUCACAGCCAUUCCACUGUCAGCUUACGGACCAAUGGCAGCGGCAGCAGCAGCUGCUAUGAGAGGUUCCACCCAGUCACGUAACUCAGGCUACCUGGGCACCAGCAGCCCUGGGCCAAUGGCUGACCUGUAUGCAGCAGCAAGUCAGGACUCAGCAGUCAGCAGCUAUCUCAGCACAGCCAGUCCUGGCCCCAACUCAGGAUUUGGCCACGGUCUCGGGGGUCCUCUGAUCGCAGCCUUUACCAAUGGGUACCACUAAGUAGAUUCAGCCAAUCACCGGACACGGAAGGAGGUUUCUUCUGCUGACGAGCCAAUCAAACUGCUGUGUGCCUACCCAUGGCACAAUCCAAUUGGCAGCCACAGGUCAAACCCCACCCCUGGCUCCCUCUGAAUCCACCCACCGACUGAAGAAGAUAUUUUAUAUUUUAGGCUCCUGUAUCUUGUAUUACUGUACUAAUAUCACUUCCUCUUCUCAGUCUCUUCCUCUAUUCUUUACCUUCACGUAGGUUUAUUUAAUUAGAUUCCAAUGCUGUUUCUUUUUAAAAAAUUGUUCUGACAGAAAAAUACAUGUGAAAAGAACGACUGGGUUGCGCUCAUGGCAAACACAGAUUCUGUCAGAUGUAUUUUUACUUUAUAUCUGAUGAAUUUCUAUUUAAUCACAAUGUUUUGAUUUAUUGUCUGCUCCUUUGACCUCCCUUUAAUGUGUUACUGAGGUGAGAUGGAGAGAACGAGGAGAAUAGAGGGGCAGAGAGAACUGAAAUGGUGUGUGGGAUUGGGUCUCCUUGUCAAAAGGAGUACCUAACUCAUUUUAAACAGUUGAAGAACAAAGAAAUGAUGUCCCAGGAAACAUGAAAAGAAAACUAAAAUGUAUAUUUUGAUAGUUUUUAAAACAAAACAUUUGUAAUAUUGUUAUUAAUAUUGAACGUAAUGAUGAUAAUCGGGAAGGUAUUUUUUUCCGUAAUUGGUUUUGAAAGGAAUAUUUUAUUUCCUUCCUGUAAAAUAUUGUAUAUAGAGUUUUUGAGGGGGGGGGUUGUACUUUGAUUGGCAGGUAAGGUUAAUCGGUCGGGCGCCAUUUAAACUGGAAGUCUUUUUAACUUCUACUUGAAAGUGGCUAUGCCCUCAGCAUUUGUUUAAUGUUUAGGCCAACAACAUGCAUGAGCAGGGUUGAAGACUAGAUGAUAUUUGUAAAUAAGUCGGAGUGAUAAGAUCCUAUUCAUUAGAAAUUGGUUUCAGAGAUUAUCCAAAAGUAACAACAAGAGAACACGCUUGAAUUUACAUGCAGUUGAGUUUCAUUCCGUGUCUUACUGUAAACAUGUAUUAACUGUAGUGUGUGAAUUCCAAAUCUGCAUUUUGUCAUACAGCGCUACAACAGAGUUAUUGAUUUGUGCCAGUAACCGGUUUCUAUUGAAUCGGGCCCCUUAAAGGCACAGUCUUAUCACGUCACAUGAACAUAAAAAUAGAAUUACUUGAAUGGGGAUUCUAGUAAUUCUAGUUAUAUGGACAUGACAUCCACGUAUCCCUCAGAAGAACUUGAAUUGGAACAGAUGAUUGGAUAAGGAAAAACUUAAACGAGGCCCUGUUUUUUUAUAUAUUGGCUAUGGUGAGGGUGCAUGGGUGGGGUUAAGGGGGAUUGGGUGGGUUUUAAUACAGCUUUUUGGUGGGAUAUAUUUUGUGCUAUUUUAGGUAUAUUUUGCGCUAUUUUCCUUCAUUAUGUUUUUUCUUUCUUUCUUGGUGUUCAGUGUACGGGUCAUAUGGACCAUAGAAACAAAUGAAGGACAUACUUAACAAAGCAAUUGACUCUUAAAAUACUAUUACAUCAUGGUUGUAUUUGUCCUCUGAUGACUUCUGAAAGUGUGUGUGUCAUUAUGUGUGAAAGUGUGUUUGUGUGUGUGAGUGUUUGUGUACACGCAUAAUAGUGCGUGUACACAAACAAUGGGGCGGCAGGGUAGCCUAGUGGUUAGAGCGUUGGACUGAAAGGUUGCAAGUUCAAAUCCCUGAGCUGACAAGGUACAAAUCUGUCGUUCUGCCCCUGAACAGGCAGUUAACCCACUGUUCCUAGGCCGUCAUUGAAAAUAAGAAUUUGUUCUUAACUGACUUGCCUAGUUAAAUAAAGGUAAAAUAAAAAAUAGUGAGGUGAAGUAUGGAACUAGCAAUAUUUGACAGUUGAGAUGCAUUUGUUUGAUUUUGGUAAAGCCAUUUUGGUACUGAUAUGUUUGUCUGGUUCCAUUUAGUCUAACACCCUGCACAUAGGGACUAGGGCUAGAUAAAUCAAAAUAGAAUAGGGCCUCUGUCCCAGUCAGUACAGAAAAUAGGUAUACACAGACCAGUAGCUGGAAGGGAGGAGGAGACAGUGUGUCACAAAGCUAUUUCAAUGAAAAUCACAUGAAUUUUGUACAUUUUCCUCGAAGUCUUCCAAUAAACAUGAAAAAGAAUCUCCCAUUUUGAACUGGCUAGUACUGCCCUUUUCCAACUGGCUGGGUCACUACACAAAACUACUGCUGGACACGAACACUGUAACUUUUUAACUUACAAAAAGCAAUAAGUUAUUUUUUACCUUAGAAAUAAUAAUGAUAUUAAUAGCAAUAUGAGUAUUGAUAAUUCCAUGGCAUUAAGACUUAUUUUCAGAACAAAAAAAUAUAUUUUUUUCUUUUGUACGAUUUCGUUCCCCAUGUACCAUAAUGAUUCAGUGAUUUUUAAGACGCUGGUGUUUCUUUUGUUUGUUUGUGUUGAUGCUUUCUUCAGGGUCGGGAAAGGGGCAAGGCCUUGGUUGUUAGAGCUCCAAGGUCUUGCCCAACACUGUAACUCAACUUUUAUUUGGACUGUUCCCCGCCCGUUUUGUCAUAUGUAUUUCUUAUUUUGUUCUACUCUGGAAAUUUCAAUUUUACAAUUCCUAAUAAAUUAUUUUAAAGUA
Oncorhynchus masou masou (cherry salmon) is the source of this 3748-nucleotide messenger RNA. RefSeq names its product RNA-binding protein Musashi homolog 1-like. Gene Ontology annotation, cellular component: cytoplasm. The record is from RefSeq and is a predicted model, not a curated record. Gene Ontology annotation, biological process: regulation of translation; central nervous system development. Bases 53 to 1096 code for a protein of 347 amino acids. The transcript has 14 exons. Gene Ontology annotation, molecular function: mRNA binding. Lineage: Eukaryota; Metazoa; Chordata; Actinopteri; Salmoniformes; Salmonidae.